UUUUAAAAUUAUUACACACUUCGACAUCUUUGAGUUUUCAAGCAAACUUCGCCACAAAAAUGUCUGCACUUAUCCUUUCAGUAAUUUGCUUGAUAUUUGUCGCGGGAACACUCUGUGCCGGUAAAGAUGUCGACUAUGAUAAAAUGAAAAGUACCAUGUGUGUUGAAAAGGAUAUGGAGAAAAUUGGCUGCAUGAAGAAAAAUCUUGGACCAUUAAUCGACAAAAUUGAGGGUACAGGAUGCAAAGAACAAGCACCAGUUUGCGGAAAUGAGAUGGAAUCAAAGUUUUGCGAAUCCUCUGAAGAAGAACUGAAAAGCUGCUGCGAGUGCCUGCUGAGUAAACUUGAGGGUGAUGAUUUGAAUAAAUUUAAGAAAACGCAAGAAUGCCUGUCGUAAGGAGGAAGGAAAAAUCAUUAAAUCAAGUCAAAUGAAGAUCAAGAAAAAUCAUCACAACUGU
Messenger RNA from Parasteatoda tepidariorum (common house spider), 456 nucleotides. RefSeq lists its product as uncharacterized. The record is from RefSeq and is a predicted model, not a curated record. Lineage: Eukaryota; Metazoa; Arthropoda; Arachnida; Araneae; Theridiidae.